AUGGUUCUUAUUACCACGGAUAUCGCAAUGCUACUUGGAGGAAAUGCAGAACCAUCAUAUCAUCUAAUGAUUACAGCUCUUCCUUCCGAGAUUGCAGCCACCAAGAACAAACGAUGCACCCAUCUCCUUCAGGAUUUCAUACUCGACACCUUGCAAAUUUCCCCAAACAGAGGAGUUCUGCAGUUCCAGGCAGUCACGGAGGAAAAUCUGGCCACAAACGGGAUGACUGCGCUACAAGAGAUCGAACAGCUGGAGAGACAGCCAAUCGAGGAAGACGGACGGUUCAGAGCGAUCAGUAGACAAAGCAGAAGAAGCAAAAAGUCGAGUGUUCCAGCUUUCACAGAAAGAAUCAGGUCUGGCAUUCCAUCGUUGAGAUCUACAACGCCGUCGCGGCAACAAUACAGUACAAUUCAAAUGGGAGAGUCGAAGUCGACAGAAGCAAGCGGCCUAGGAAAGAAACGUGUGAAAAGGAGACAAAGUAUUCUUGCUUUCUUCAAGAGGUGA
Messenger RNA from Exophiala oligosperma, 504 nucleotides. RefSeq lists its product as uncharacterized. NCBI's taxonomy places the organism in Eukaryota, Fungi, Ascomycota, Eurotiomycetes, Chaetothyriales, Herpotrichiellaceae. The coding region runs from base 1 to 504 and encodes 167 amino acids. The transcript has a single exon. The record is from RefSeq and is a predicted model, not a curated record. Gene Ontology annotation, molecular function: phenylpyruvate tautomerase activity.